AAGAGAGCGCGGCGGCCGGACCACGAGUGCCUGGGAAGCGUUCAUGGCGUGGCAGGGGCUGGCGACCGAAUUCCUGCAGGUGCCGGCGGUGACGCGGACCUACACCGCGGCCUGCGUCCUCACCACCGCCGCCGUGCAGCUGGAACUCCUCAGUCCCUUCCAGCUCUACUUCAACCCACACCUCGUGUUCCGGAAGUUCCAGGUCUGGAGGCUCAUCACCAACUUCCUCUUCUUCGGGCCCCUGGGAUUCAGCUUCUUCUUCAACAUGCUCUUCGUGUUCCGCUACUGCCGCAUGCUGGAGGAGGGUUCCUUCCGCGGCCGCACGGCAGACUUCGUCUUCAUGUUUCUCUUCGGGGGCCUCCUGAUGACUCUGCUGGGGCUCCUGGGUAGCCUCUUCUUCCUGGGCCAGGCCCUCACGGCCAUGCUGGUGUACGUGUGGAGCCGCCGCAGCCCUGGGGUGAGGGUCAACUUCUUCGGCCUCCUCACCUUCCAGGCGCCCUUCCUGCCCUGGGCACUCAUGGGCUUCUCAAUGCUACUGGGCAACUCCAUCCUGGUGGACUUGCUGGGGAUCGUAGUGGGCCACGUCUACUAUUUCCUGGAGGACGUCUUCCCCAACCAGCCUGGAGGCAAGAGGCUGCUGCUGACCCCCAGCUUCCUGUGAGUGGGGGUCACAGAAGACUUCCUGAAGCUGCUACUGGAUGCCCCAGAGGAGGACCCCAAUUACCGGCCCCUCCCCGAGGAGCAGCCAGGACCCGUGCAGCAGUGAGGACGACCUCACCCAGGGCCGGGUCACCCCCCACCCCAACCCCGGCCUGCAACUCAGCUCCCUGUCCUGGAGGCCGGGCCCGGGCCCAGGGCUCCCGCCCUGAAUAAACAAGUGACCUGCA
Messenger RNA from Cervus elaphus (red deer), 887 nucleotides. It is a transcript of the gene DERL3, whose product is annotated as derlin 3. The coding region runs from base 44 to 661 and encodes 205 amino acids. Gene Ontology annotation, molecular function: misfolded protein binding; ubiquitin-specific protease binding. Lineage: Eukaryota; Metazoa; Chordata; Mammalia; Artiodactyla; Cervidae. The transcript is spliced from 7 exons. Gene Ontology annotation, biological process: endoplasmic reticulum unfolded protein response. The record is from RefSeq and is a predicted model, not a curated record. Gene Ontology annotation, cellular component: endoplasmic reticulum membrane; Hrd1p ubiquitin ligase ERAD-L complex.